Ogataea parapolymorpha DL-1 is the source of this 1026-nucleotide messenger RNA. RefSeq lists its product as uncharacterized. The transcript has a single exon. The record is from RefSeq and is a predicted model, not a curated record. The coding region runs from base 1 to 1026 and encodes 341 amino acids. Lineage: Eukaryota; Fungi; Ascomycota; Pichiomycetes; Pichiales; Pichiaceae.
AUGAACGCGCCUCCGCACUAUGACUCCCAUGAGCACGAUGGCACUUGCCGACCCCCUAAGUACACGCCAGCAGUCCACCAUGUCUCUUUGAACUUCCUGUACCAGGAAAAAACCAGGGGAAAAAGGAGAUUUGCCUCCUACGAGCCUGUCAUUUUUGAAAUAAAUUCAACACAGGUGAACAUUUACGACAUUCACCCCUUGUACAGAAAAUACGCCAACUUCUACCUAGACAAGCUUCGUCCUGAAUAUAUUGAUCCAGAACUAAACAUCAAACUGGAGCCCUUGGGAUCUGACGUGGGAGAUGUAUAUUCUCGGGAAAACGGGCGUGUCGACCCUUCAGGUGCCAGACAGAUCUUUCGCAGACUGUCUGCUAGCAGAAGGGAGAAGCCUGUGAUUCUCUCUGAUGCUCAGCUGGCAUCCAAAAAUUGCGAUAGAAUACACCAGUUGCUACUGCAUCGCCCUGAUUUUGGUAAGCUGACCUCAGUGGAUAAAGAUGAGACGGACAAAACACUGCACCUUGUCAAAAGAGCAAAGCUAUUUACUUUCUCUUUACAGGAGCUGAUAGAUUUUGGCAAUGCUGCAGACUAUCCCUACAAACCGUUCACUCUUCGUCUUUUAUUCCCGCAGGACCAGUUCCUCUUAACCUCAUACAAUUCUGCAACAUUUGUGGGAAUAUACUACAAGCUCAAUAUUGCCAGGGAGCUAUCGCUUGAUCUCGAUAUGCGUGCUGAGAUGCCGAUCGACCACUCUGUGCCCCAUAGAAGGCCUUCAGGCAGAGCAAGUCGGUCUGGCAGCGUUGCAACAAAUGAGUCGUCGGUCGUUAGCGUUGACAGCUGCGAUGAUGAUGAUGAGUCUCUUUUCUCGGAGCCCCUUGACCUAGAAGCUACAAAUGCUUCGGAACCUCCUUCUCAAAAAGAUGCUAAUAAUUCAAAGCAGCCAGUCAACAGUGCAAGGAAAGAUAUCGAGCGAUACAAAGAGUUAGUGUACACAAUUAGAUGCAUCAAAAUAUUCAAGAGUUCAAAUUAG